UGUUUUGGGCAGCGAGCGGGAGGAGUCGGAGGCGGCGGCAGUGGUGGCAGCGACACAGGGCAGGAAAGGGCAGGCCGGGCGAGCAGGCAGACCGGCCGACCAGACAGCCGGCCGGCAGCAGCGAGCUAACCUAGCAGCCUAGCGCGUACACCUCUGACCAACCGCCCACCAAGUCAAGUCAGGUUCCGCCGGGCCCCGGCCCGCGCGCCGCAGCCGUGGUGGCAGCCCCGGGAGGCGCACUGGCGUCCGUUUCCUUCGAUCCGCGGGAUUUGAAGAUGGCUGCUCAGGCGGCGCCGAAAGUUGUGCUAAAGAGCACCACCAAGAUGUCUCUCAAUGAGCGCUUUACUAAUAUGCUGAAGAACAAACAGCCGAUGCCAGUGAAUAUUCGGGCUUCGAUGCAGCAACAACAGCAGCUAGCCAGUGCCAGAAACAGAAGACUGGCCCAGCAGAUGGAGAAUAGACCCUCUGUCCAGGCAGCAUUAAAACUUAAGCAGAAGAGCUUAAAGCAGCGCCUGGGUAAGAGUAACAUCCAGGCACGGUUAGGCCGACCCAUAGGGACCCUGGCCAGGGGAGCAAUCGGAGGACGAGGCCUACCCAUAAUCCAGAGAGGCUUACCCCGAGGAGGACUCCGUGGGGGACGUGCCACCAGAACCCUGCUUAGGGGCGGGAUGUCGCUCCGAGGUCAAAACCUGCUCCGAGGUGGACGAGCCGUAGCUCCCCGAAUGGGCUUAAGAAGAGGUGGUGUUCGAGGUCGUGGAGGUCCUGGGAGAGGGGGCCUAGGGCGUGGAGCUAUGGGUCGUGGCGGAAUCGGUGGUAGAGGUCGGGGGAUGAUAGGUCGGGGAAGAGGGGGCUUUGGAGGUCGAGGCCGAGGCCGUGGACGAGGGAGAGGUGCCCUCACUCGCCCUGUACUGACCAAGGAGCAGCUGGACAACCAGUUGGAUGCGUACAUGUCGAAAACAAAAGGACACCUGGAUGCCGAGUUGGAUGCCUACAUGGCACAAACAGAUCCAGAAACUAAUGAUUGAAACCUGCCCGCCCUCCUGUGAGAGACUCUUGUUCAAAAGUCACCACAUCUGUAAAUACCCUUGAGAUAACAGAUGGAGAAGAAGCCUGAACGAUGCUGGAAGGACCUAUCACGAUAGGCCAUGGACUUAACUUGCCACCAGUUUGUGCAUUUAGUGUGUUCCUUUUUUGAUACUGUGUUGUAUGAAACCCCUUUUUCCUCUGACGCGGGUUUUGUUUUGUUGUGUUUGGGGUUUUUACCCCCAUCGCUCUGACUUCUCUUUGAACAUGAAUGUGGCGGACUCGUGGCUAGAACACCCUCUUCUCGUCUCUGUGUCCGUGUGAAAAAAGUCCCAGAAAGAGCCCAUCAGUGUUCCUUCCUGAUGGCCUAGGUUCUGUUCUACGUGACCUUUAAUAGCCUCUUAGAAGUGUUUACAAAACGUGCAGCUCAGAAAUGAAUUCUGCCGCACUAAUUCAUCAGUGUAGUAAAUUAGGGACACUGACAUAGCCACAGGUCCACAUAACAGGUUACACAUGGUAACACCUGAUUUGAUUAAAGUCACUUCUCUGUACAUUGACACCACA
This is a messenger RNA of Neogale vison (American mink), 1587 nucleotides long. RefSeq names its product chromatin target of PRMT1 (gene CHTOP). The transcript has 6 exons. Bases 276 to 1025 code for a protein of 249 amino acids. NCBI's taxonomy places the organism in Eukaryota, Metazoa, Chordata, Mammalia, Carnivora, Mustelidae. The record is from RefSeq and is a predicted model, not a curated record.